This is a messenger RNA of Letharia lupina, 1446 nucleotides long. RefSeq lists its product as uncharacterized. The transcript is spliced from 3 exons. NCBI's taxonomy places the organism in Eukaryota, Fungi, Ascomycota, Lecanoromycetes, Lecanorales, Parmeliaceae. The record is from RefSeq and is a predicted model, not a curated record. Bases 1 to 1446 code for a protein of 481 amino acids.
AUGAUCAACUCCACCUUCCAAGUCACCUUCGGCAUCGAAGUCGAGUGCAUCCUCGCCUUCCACGAGAGCCUCCUCCGUAGAUACCUUGCCACCAUCAAAACCGACUGCAAGAUUAUCAAGACCGUUCCCGAGGAUGUCCGUCGAAAGCUCAACCAAGUACCCCAACAUUACCGGGAUGAAGACGCACGCCGACACGAUGUAUCACGCCAGAUGUACAUGGGCUGGGGUCUUACAGCACCCACCGCCUACCCCCCUGAGCGCGAUAACGUCAGCUUCCAGGACCAAAUGGACAUACAUCUCGAAACUUACGGCUAUCGAGCAUACGGCGGCGAGGUCUUGCACGUUGCUCAGACUCUUUUUCUCCCGGAUGAAGUCGAGGUCCACGACUCUUUCAACGGGGCAAACAAAUACACCGACUUUUCGCACUGGCACGUGACGCACGAGCGGGGCCUCGUGGGGCUCGACAAGAGGGACUUGAUGCAGCGACUGGAGAGACUCUCCAAGGCUGGAGCACCGGGCGAUCUUAGAAAGAUGCUCAAGCAACCGAGCAUGACCAAGGACUGGGACACCCACCCUCUUGAACUGGUGUCCCGGGUCCUCCCUUACGAUUCUGCCUCUAUCGCCGAGGUACAUCGACACCUCAAGGCUCUCCAAGAGGGACUCGCGCACUUCGCCUUCGCAACCAAACACUGCGGAUUGCAUGUUCACAUCGGGCUUCCUGUGCCUACCAAUCACCUGGCAGGAACGCCACCUCCCACCUUCACCCUACCAACCCUGCAGCACCUGGCGUACAUACAAGUGAUGUACCAAGCCAAGAUCAGCGAGCUGCACCCGACAUCCCGAGGCGAUGGCACGAACAUCGACCUCAAAUCCAACCUCGACAAUUUCUACGAGGAGCCAGAACCUCUCACCGAUGCUGAAUACACCGCCAUGGAUGCCCGAAGUAAGCGUUCCAUUGACGUCUUGAUUCAGAGAGAAGAUGCUGACUCCGUGAUUCUCUUAGUCGAUGCUGGCGAAGAUCCAGACGUCGUCUUUGCAGAACAGCCACCGACGUUCUCCUUCAAGAAGGCGCGGGAGAAGAUCUUCGCCAAAGACAUGACAAUUGAAAAACUCUCGGAGCUCAUGGGCGGGAACGAGAAGUGGAGGAUCGUCAAUUGGAAGUACGUUGCGCGGACAAAAGGAGAAGCACGCACCCUCGAGUUCCGCCAACACGAGGGAACACUAUCCCCGGUCGCCGUCGAGCACUGGACCGCCUUCGUCGUCGGUCUGGUCCGGUUGGCUGAACAUCACAGUCGGUUUUACGGCUCUGCGCCGGAUUACGACGGCUCGGGAUAUAAGUACCGAGAACUGAGUGAGGAGUCGAGCGUGUGGGACUUGAUGGAGACGAUGGAAUUGGGAGAGAGUGAGGAGGAGUAUUGGAGGGAUGUGGUGGCUAGCCGGGCGUAA